GUGCCGGCAGUUCUUCAAUGUCUUCCACUCGGCCGACCCUUUGGGCUACCGCCUGGAGGACAUUCUCCUGCGCACGGGUUGUGUCACACCCACGCCACUAGACACUACGGCCAGUGGGGAGACCCUGGGCAGUACCACCAGCUUUAAGCUACACCCCUCACAGCCCCAGCCGUUGAGUGUGGCUUCGUCUCGCUCGAGUGUACUGGACAGUCCCUGUGCUGAGGUUGUUGCGUAUGAGUUGCCGUUUGAUAUCCCGUUGUAUCGUCAGUUUCCGUAUGGGACGGAGGAUCCUGGCCCCGCCUACUGCUGUGAGAAGGAGAGUGGAGUGAUGACGGGCAAGGCAAAUGACGCGGCAUUGCAAUGG
Molecule: messenger RNA, 364 nt
Organism: Sphaeroforma arctica JP610
Lineage: Eukaryota; Ichthyosporea; Ichthyophonida
Exons: 1
Molecular function (GO): metal ion binding
Source: RefSeq, a predicted model, not a curated record